AUGAAAGAAAGGAACCCUAACCACCACUGUGAGGUGGUGGCUGCCGCCACCGGCCGCCGUGUCGGGUGGCGGUAUGCUUGUCUUGUUGAGUUUGAUUCGUUUGGGUGCUUGAAACUAGCGGAUGUAGAACUUGAAGAAGAAGCUCAUGACAUUGAUGUUGUGGAGGUAGAUGUUAAAGUAGAGGGUGAAGAAGAUCAUGUAAAAAUGGAAAGGGAAAGGUGGUUUGAGGUAUGGAAGUAUUAUACUAGACUUCCAAUUGGUGCAGAUGGUGAUGAAGAGUUAUGUUUACAAGAUCUUACCGAAGAUGUUAUGAAGUUUGAUAACAAUGCUAAUGGUACACAUGAAGAAAUGGAGUCACAAGCUUGA
Molecule: messenger RNA, 366 nt
Organism: Lactuca saligna
Lineage: Eukaryota; Viridiplantae; Streptophyta; Magnoliopsida; Asterales; Asteraceae
Source: the annotation of a GenBank genome assembly